Seminavis robusta is the source of this 777-nucleotide messenger RNA. Lineage: Eukaryota; Bacillariophyta; Bacillariophyceae; Naviculales; Naviculaceae. The record is from the annotation of a GenBank genome assembly.
AUGAGCUCUUCUUCUUCUCCUUGCUGUCCUCCUGGUUCCUGGGAAGGACCCCUGAACACUCACGGUCCAUCUAAUCCCAAAGGCGUGACCUUUACAUUUCCCAAUUCGGACUUGAAGGCGUAUCACAUUGGUCCUUCCGAUGGGAAGGAAACGACUAUUGGCAUUAUCGUCUUCCACGAUGUCUGGGGUCUUCUUCCGCGGCUGUUGAGUAUUUGCGAUGUCCUGGCGGAAGAGCUGCAUUGUCACGUGAUAGCUCCCGACUCAUUCCGAGGCAAAACCAAAGACGACGUGACGGACAUGGUCGCAUGGAUGAAAUCGCAUCCCUACGAACCCGAAAUUGCCGGCGACAUUAAGCUCUGUCACGACUAUUUGCAAAUCAAACAUGGCAUUACCCAGUGGGGAGCGCUAGGUUUUUGUUGGGGUGGUUGGGCCAUUGCCAAGUCCGCCGCAGCCGGAUUCCCAUGGAAAGUCGCAGUGUCCCCUCAUCCGAGUCUCGUGGUUGAAUCCAAAGUGUUUGGAGGAUCCGAAACCGAAAUGGUGGACAAGAUUCAAAUGCCGUUUUUACUUCUUCCGGCAGGGAAUGAUCCCGAUAGUGUCAAGCCAGGUGGUGAACAUGUGAAGACGAUCGAGGCUAAAGGAGGCAAAUCCAUCCCGUUUGAAGACAUGGUACAUGGAUGGACCACGCGAAGUGAUCUUUCGGAUCCAAAGAUAAAAGAACAGGUGGAAAAGGCGCUCUCCUUAUCGUUGGAGUUCCUCAAGGAACAUUUGAAACCAUGA